Molecule: messenger RNA, 4050 nt
Organism: Heterocephalus glaber (naked mole-rat)
Lineage: Eukaryota; Metazoa; Chordata; Mammalia; Rodentia; Bathyergidae
Source: RefSeq, a predicted model, not a curated record
UAUUUCAUGGAUUCUUUGCCUUUUCUGCCUCCCAGCUCCCUAAUAAACUGCUGAAGAGUCUUGAGAUGAAUCAGCCACCGGACCAGAUAAACAAGCCCGCCUGCCACAGUUGGUGUUCUCUACAGCCAGCAAAGGAACUCCCUUGGAUCCCACCCAGGACGUGGAAUUCCAGAGCACAGGGCCAGGCACCUUUGCACCCUGCCCCCACCACCCAGCCCUGCCCUCUAACUCCUUUCCCCGCCUUCUGCUGGGUGCCGGGUGGAGACACUGCCAAGGCGGCAAGGUUUCGCAGCCUGCCCUCUGUGCGGGGCCCGGGUGGAAGCCCAGAGGGCCCCGGGCAGGGCCAUGAAGACGCUCCUGAUCAUCCUAGCUGUCGGAUCCCUAGCCGGUACGGAGAGCCAGAAUGGCUGGCAAAAGUGGGCUGCCAGCAGAUCACCCAGAAGUCCUGCAACUUGACCAUGGAGACAGGCAACCUCACUGAGCUUUACUAUGCCAGGGUCACGGCCAUCAGCUCGGGAGGCUGGUCAGCCACCAAGAUGACCGAACGGUUCAACUCGCUACAACACACUACCAUCAAACCACCAGAUGUGACUUGUGUCCCCCAAGUGAGAUCCAUUCAGAUGAUUGUCCAUCCCACUCCCACACCCGUGCACACCACAGAUGGCCACCAGCUCACCCUGGAGGAGAUCUUCCAGGACCUGUUCUACCGCUUGGAGCUCCAUGUCAACCACACCUACCAAAUGGUACAUCACCUUGGAGGGAAGCAGCGAGAAUUUGAGUUUUCUGGCUUGACCCCUGACACAGAAUUUCUUGGGAGCAUCGUGAUUUCAGUUCCAACCUGGUCCAAGGAGAGCGCCCCUUAUGUGUGCAGAGUGAAGACGCUGCCAGAUCGGACGUGGACCUACUUCUUCUCAGGCGCUGUCCUCUUCUUCGCUGGCUUCCUUGUCACCAUGCUUUUCUACCUGAGCAACAGAUAUAUCACCAAGCCACCUGUGCCCCCCAAUUCCCUGAAUGUCCAGCGAGUGCUGACUUUCCAGCCGCUGCGCUUCAUCCAGGAGCACGUGCUCAUCCCCGCCUUGGAUCUCAGCAGCCCCAGCAGUCUGGCCCAGCCCGUGCAGUACGCCCAGGUCAUGAUCUCCGGGCCCACAGAGCCUCCAGGGGCCACAACGCUACACAACCUGCCUGAGAUGGCCUACUUGGGGCACUCGGACGUCUCCAUCCUCCGGGCUGCCAAUGUGCCACCUCACCAGACGCUCUCCCCACCGUCCUACAACCCGAAGGCAGCCCCUGAGGUCAGGCCCCUGUCCUACACUCUGCAGGUGGCCCCUGAUGCCAAAGCCCUACUCUACACUCCACAGGCCUUCUCUACAGCUCCGCCUCCCUCCUACACCUCCCAGGCCACUGGGGAUGGAGGGCCUGCUUCCUACGGGGUAUGCCUGGAAGGCUGUGGCACCAGCUUGCCCCCAGGGAUGCCCUCCAGUCCCAAGCUUCUCAGGCCCAAAGGUCAGCUCCAAAAAGAGGCACCGGUGGGAAGCUGCAUCCCUGGUGACUUCUCUCUGCAGGGAGUGAGCUCUGUGACCAUGGAGGGACUCCAGGAAGCAGAACUGUUCCGCUCACCCCUGGGGGUCUGUACGGACAGAGAACUGGACCUGCAUGUGCUACACAAUGGGGACCCAGAGACCCUACCGUACCUACAGGACCCGCUCUCCCUCCUCUCCUCUGUGCAGAUCGAAGGCCACCCUGUGUCUCUCCCUUUGCACCCUCCUUCCCUCUCCUGCUCCACCUCCAACCAGGGGCCACAUCCCUGGGGCCUGCUGGACUCCCUUGUGUGUCCCAAGGACGAGGUUCAGGUAUCUGAGGCUGAGCCCCUGAGACCAGGCCCCAGGGCCUUGGAGCUCAAGCAGUCCACAGAGCUGGACUCUCUUUUCCAAGGCCUGGCCCUCACCGUGCAGUGGGAGUCCUGAGAGAAGCAAAGCUGGCCUGGGCUUCCUUUGGUCCCCACCAGCAUCUCCUUCUUGGCUGUCAACCUCACACCCAGCCAUGCCACAUGCUCUGCAGCCCAGCCAAUGUGGGAAAACUGGGGAAGAGCCAGAAGAAGGAGGACAGGGGGCCUGCUGUGCACGAGUUCCCUGUCAGAGCUGAAAAGCAUUAUGGGAACUCCAGCUGGAGAAGACCAGGGUAAAUGAGUGACAUGUGCACAUGACAUAAGCUCUCAGAACCUGGCAGGCAGGACAGUCAGGGUCCAGGGAGGUAAGACAGCCAAACCCCUAGAGACCCAGAGCUCCAGCUCUGAGGAUGCUGGGCUCUGGGCUGGCAGGGAGCCUGACCCCAUUCUAGGACCAUUUCAUAAUCUAGCUCAGCAGAGUGUGGCAUCUGCCCAAGGUGGGAGAAGAAGCCUGCAGUGGCAGGCUGGGCAGAACCAGAGCAACCUGCCCUUCUGCCAAGGCCAGAGGUAGCACAGUAGUGAGACUGCUGGGAGGGGUAUGGCUGGGGCUUGGUCCACACCAGGGCCCACGCCUGAAGUGGUAUCAUUCCAGUUUCACCCUCCAGGAAAUGCAGUCUAGGGAGGUAGCCAUACAAGCCUUUCCUUCAGGCAGGAGUUUCCAGCUUUAUCUUGAGAACUGGAUUUGAAAAGAACACAGAGCCUGGCAUGGUGGUUCAUGCCUGUAAUCCCAGCACUGUGGGAGGCUGAGGCAGGAGGAUUGCAGCUUUGAGCCUAGUCUGGGCAACUUAGCGACUUAGUAAUACUCCAGCUCAAAAUUUUUAAAAAUUUAAAGGAACUGGGAAUGUAGCUCAGUGCAAAAGUCCUGGGUUCAAUCCUCAUUAUUAAAGGAGAAAGAGACAGAGAAAGAGAGAGAGAGAGAGAGAGAAACAUGGGGCCAUGAAGCCCCUGAAGGGGACCCAAAACAAACUGUUUUUAUACAGCUUUGGAAACUCAAUCUUGUGUUUAGACCAUCUGGGUUCAAAUUUCAACCUCAUCACUAACCAGGUGUGUGACUGCAACCAAAUGAAUCACUGCUCAGAACCUCAGUUUCCUCAGCUGCAAAAUGGGGACAAUACCACCCAAGUCAUGGGUUGUGGUGAGGGUGAAAUUAAUGUUUAUAAAGUGCUUAACAAUAGCUGGCACAUGGGUGUUGCCCCAAAAUGUGGCUGUUUCCUGUUGUGAAUUUUUAUUGAUCUGGCAGUGCAAGGAGCGACUCUGUCCAUGUGAGUUGGCUUCUGACCUCCUGAGCAUUUUCUCCAGGACUCAGAGGAUCCCAGUUGCCUCAGGAUUGCUCCAGGUCAAGCCAAGAGCCAGACCGCCCAGGGCAAGCAAGGGGAGGGAUUACAGAGCCCUCUGAAAACAGGGUACAGAGAUCCAUGAGGCGGAGCUCUGUCCCUGUGGUUCCAGGUGGAAGCUGUUUUGACUACAGCCACCAUCAAGGGCUUCUGUCCCUCCCACCUCCUGCCACCCACCGGAGGCCAGCUGGCAUCUGCUCCUGGAAAAAGAGGCACCCUGCUCUGUGCUUUCAGAAAGCCACUACAUCUUUCUCUCUGCACAUCUCAGAUGACCAUUAGAGGAGGAAACUGAAGUCCAGAGAGGAGAAGGGACAUACCAAGCCUCGCUCUGCAGGCCACAGCAGAGUUGGUGCUCAGAUCCAGGCUCUUUGUCCUCAUCAAGAGAAGGACAUUCCAUACCUGUUGGGGCCUAAGGAGGGGAGGGCACCUCAUGGGUCCCUGAAAGAUAAGGGCUCCCUGUUCCCACCUUCUUGCCCCAAGUUUCUGAGAAACAAAAUCAAACUCCAGUUGCCCAAGAGUGGCCUGUCCUGGAGUACACAGUGUCCUUUUUUCUGUACUCACCUGUGUCUCACCUUGUCUUCCCACCCCUUCCCCUCCCUGGGACACGGUGACAGGUGGUGGCAUUCUUAUCUGUGUGCAAUUAAUAUUUAACAUCUCUUCAGAGUCGCUGACCCAAUAUCUAUGCAACAGAGGCAGGGGAGUCACCCACCUGCACAGCCUGGUCUGGACACUGCAAAUAAAUCUACUUCCUGUCCCUUGGCUAAAGGUUAA